AUGGAAUUGGAGAAAGGAAAGUUAAAGAAGGGGGCAUGGACAGUCGAGGAGGAUAUUCGUCUCCUACGCUCUAUUAAACUUUAUGGUGAUUGCCGCUGGAGCAAUUUGGCUAAGGCAGCAGGGCUACAGAGAUGUGGAAGAAGUUGCAGAUUGAGGUGGGUAAACUACCUUCAUCCUAGUAUUAAGCAUGGCAACAUUACUCCCCAAGAAGAAUGCAUCAUAAUUGACCUUCAUGGCCGUUGGGGUAACAGAUGGUCGCUUAUAGCAAAAAAGAUCCCGGGGAGAACAGACAAUGAGAUAAAGAACUAUAGGAGGUAUCACCUAAAACCAAAGCUUCAAAAUUAUAGUUUUGAAGCACAAGGGAAAGAUAAACAAGCCGUACGGAUGAUGUGGCAAUCUGUGUAUGGAGGUGUCUGGGUGGUCGCCGGAGGUCUCUGCCGGUGGAGUCUGUGUCUCGACCGGCAGGAGGGGGCUGCGGUCGCCGGAGAAGAGGUAGCGGCCGGCAUGGAGGGCGAAGACCGGCAGCAUGGAGCUCGGCGGUGUGCAGGUAAAGCGGCCGGUGGGAGGGAAUCGAGGCGGCCGACACGUACACGCCGCGGUGGCGUGGACAGGUACGCUCCGACAAUAGCAGAAUUCGAAUACUAUAACGAACAAAAAAGCAAGACGGGCCGUGAGCAAUUAAACAGCAGGAAUACUUAUAUGCCCUUCGCCGUGUAA
This is a messenger RNA of Cryptomeria japonica (Japanese cedar), 717 nucleotides long. RefSeq names its product MYB-like transcription factor EOBII. NCBI's taxonomy places the organism in Eukaryota, Viridiplantae, Streptophyta, Pinopsida, Cupressales, Cupressaceae. Bases 1 to 717 code for a protein of 238 amino acids. The record is from RefSeq and is a predicted model, not a curated record. Gene Ontology annotation, molecular function: DNA-binding transcription factor activity; sequence-specific DNA binding. The transcript has 6 exons. Gene Ontology annotation, cellular component: nucleus. Gene Ontology annotation, biological process: regulation of DNA-templated transcription.